AUGCAACUUUCGUGCAACUUUCAUGCAAGUUUCAUGCAAGUUUCAUCCAAAUUCCAUGCAAGUUUCCUGCAAGUUUCAUGCAAAUUCCGUGCAAGUUUCAUCCGAAUUCCCUGCAACUUUCCUGCAAAUUCCCUGCAAGUUUCCUGGUGCAAAUUUGCUGCAAGUUUGCUGCAAGUUUCUCUCUCAAGUUUGCCUUUGCUUUGUUGCCACUCUUCUGAGAGUGUCCUUCCUCAAAUCAUUCCCCCAACAACAACCCCACCAGCACCACCGCCCCAAACACAAAUGCCAACAGCAGCAGCAGCAACAAUAACAGCAGCAGCAGCAAUAAUAACAGCAGCAGCAGCAGCAGCAGCAAAAAGACAGCUUCUCUCUCUGUGUUUGUGCGUGUCAGUGGACAACCUGAGUCGGUACCAGAGCAACAUGAUAGCGCUGAGCAACGCGCUCUUCCACUCCGCGAAGGCGAAGGCCGAUUGGAUAAUUGUGCAGGGCCACCACCCACUGACAUCGACGGGGGCUGAGGCCGAGGAGGCUCGCAUGGCUUACAUCGAGGACUUGGUGAAAAACGGCCGUCCGCGGGGCCCCGAGCAGCGGCUGAUGGACUUGUUGACAAACUACCAAGUAGACGCUUAUUUGUCGGCUCAUGACCACUUACUGGAGUAUAUAUCGCUCUCGGACUUGGAGAAAAACAGCACUCUGGCGCUGGUGACCAGCGGCAGCGCCGCGCGGCUCAUGGGGGGCGCCGCGGGCCGCGGCUGGCUCGGCCGCGCCCGCGGGCGGCUCUUCCCGCUGCUGUGUUGGGCUGGAAAGCGAAUUUUCUACAAGUUGGACCCGGGGGGCUGCAAGCCUUCAGAGAAAGAUCAGGCAUUGGCUUACAAGUUCUACGCGCCGGCGGGCAGCAGCUGGCGCCUCAGCGUCAAGGAGCGGGUCUUGGGCUCUCCGGGCUUCGCCUCUUUGCAGCUUUCCCGGGAUUUUCUCGUGGUGGACUUCAUUAAUGGCCAAACUGGAAAGCCUGUGGGCCGGCGGCUGCACAAGCGCAGCAACAGGGAGGCCAGAGCCGCCAAGUUCCCGGACUUCUGGGAGGAAGCGGACUUGAAGUUGAAAGAGUUGAACUUGGACCACGAGGCCUUCGAGGAGGAAAACCGCGAACGCGUGGCCAGCGAAAUCGCCUUCCAAAGCCGGACUCCGGUGCUGGCCGAGCGGCUGCGACUUUACGAGAAAGAACUCACUGACAUGCAUGCAGACUACCAGCAGCUCAAGGCCAAGAAAGCCAUGUACGAGACCAUGACUGCGCAGAAGGCCGCGGCGCUGGAGGCCCAGGGCGAAGUCCUUCGCGAGUCGGAGUUGAGCGAAGGCAUGUACGAACAGACGGAGAGGAUUCUCGAACUCAUGUACAUCAUUGCUUCUCACCACAAGUACUUGUGGGAGCGCUACGAGCAGCUGCGGGCUCUCCGCCGCCAGCUGCCGCCCCGGGACGCCAGCCAGGCCGAGGGGCUGCUCAAGUUGGAGAAGAAACUCGCCGAAGUGCUGCGCCAGCGGCGGGACUUGAACAAAAAGUUCGUCGACCAGAACGCCCACCCGACGCCUGCGGACGCGGAGCAAGUCAAGGACCUCGUCCUCAAGUCCCGCGUGCUGCGCCGCGACAUAGCUGAGUUCGAGCAGGUCCAGCGGCAGCAGGAAGCCGCUGCUGCUGCGGGCCAGCAGCAGGCUGCUGCUGCUGCUGCUGCUGCUGCGGCGAGCGGGCUCGCGCGGCCGGCGGGCGGGGAAGCGGGGGCUUCCGGGCCCGAAAGUGGGAAAAAAGAAGCAAAAGAGGAAAAGAAAACUGAGGCGAAAGAAAGUUUCGAAGAAGCUCCGGUGAAAGCGCUGGAUCAGUCGGUGGAGGCGCGGCUGGAGCGGCGGCGGCGGCUGCUGGCGGAACACGAGCGGGUGCUGAGCAGCAUCGAGAGUCUGUCUUCGGGAGAAAGAGAAAAGUUGAAGUCCGAAACGGAAAUGCUGCGGAGGCAGCAGGAGAAGCUGAAGGCGGAGGUGGAGCGGCUGCAGCAGCUGCAGACCCGCAAGCGCUGGGCCGCGGACCGGCGGCCCUCGGAAGUCUGGGAAAAGCGGACUCAAAAACACGAACUUGAACAGACUUUGCAGCAAUUAGCGGCUUACAGAGCAUCGCUCACGAGUUUGCCGAAGGUGCAGCGGCGCACGAAGGACUUGAGCGACGCCGUGGCCAACAUCGACUUGCAAACGCUGGACCUGGAGGAGCAGCUGCAGGACCUGGCGGACGAGCUGCACGGCGCAGCAGCAGCGACGCAGCAGCAGCAGCAGCUGCAGCAGCUCAACGACAAGCUGCGGCAGCUCGCGCUGCUCGUCGACAGCAAACAAACCCUCCCCCCCGAGGCGCUGCAGGACCCCGCGAUCAGCAGCAGCUUCGCGGAGGCCGAGGAGGCGCUGCUGCUGCUGCAGGCCGAAGUCGAAGCAGCAGACGAGGCCGUUCGUAAGGAACUCAACGACUUAGACGAAAACUGGCUUCGCAGAAUGAUCAUCAGAGGAGCUGAUGUGCAGCAACUCGCGGAGGAGUUCUCCAUCGAUCCCGAACUUGUUAUUGAAGAAGACAGAAGACUCCGCGAAGAAGACCCCCGCAGGCAGCUCGCCUGGGCCGAGGAGCAGGAGUGGUUUCUGGGCAGCAAGCUGGAGGCGCUGCUGCAGCUGCCGCAGGAGCAGCAGCAGAAGCUCGCCGAGCAGCAGCAGCAGCUCCAAGACAAACUCCAGCACGUCCGCGAGCUCAAGCAGCAGGCCAUCAAGGACCUGCAGCAGAUCGACCCAGAAGCAGCAGCAGCAGCAGCAGCGGGAGACGCAGGCGCUGCAGAGCAGCAGCCAGCUGCAGCAGCACCGGGAACCGAGGCAGCAGCAGCAGCGGGAACCGAGGCAGCUGCUGCAGCGGGAACCGAUAAAGCAGCAGCAGCAGCGGGAACCGAGGAAGCAGCAGCAGCAGCGGGAACCGAGGAAGCAGCAGCAGCAGCGGGAACCGAGGAAGCAGCAGCAGCAGCAGAAAAAGCCAAGGCAGCGCCUCGAGAAGCCAACGCUGCGCAAGACGCCGCUGCCGAUUCAACAGAAAUGGAAACGGAAGAAAAAGAACUGCAGCAGCAGCAGCAGCAGCAGCAGCAGCAGCAGGAGCAGCAGCAGGAGGAGGGAGAAGAGGAAAGCGGGUCUUCCGAAGCGUCGACAGUGUCCUCGGAGUCUUCCUCCUCCUCGUCGUCAGGUGUACGUACACCUGGCGGCGGCGCAGCAGCAGCAGCAGCAGCAGCAGCAGCAGAGGAGGAGGACGACGACUCGGUGAUAUUCGAGGAUUCGGACUCGAGCUCGUCGGGCUCCUCCUCCGAAGCCUCUGCUGCUGCUGCUGGCCCAGCAGCAGCAGCAGCAGCAGCAGCAGCAGCAGCAGCCUCGGAGUCGGAAGACUUGAACUUGGAAGACAUGCUGGUCUCUGAAGAGGGGCUGCCGCGGGGGCGAAGGCUGGCGGCGCUGAUGGAGUGGUUUCAACCCAAGAAAGAAGAAACGCCAGUGAAGGAACUGCCCAAGAUCGACUUGGGGCCCAAAGACCCCUGCGAGGGCGAGCCGAUGCUGUACGUGGUGGUGAAGAAGGCCAUCAACGCGGAGUACGCGGCGAACUUCGCGGAGAGGUGCAAAAAGGUCUUCGCCAACAGAGCCCACCGGAGUCAGCGGCGCUUCCUGGGCCUCUUCGACGACUCGGGCACCCCCGCCAUGUACGAGGCGCCGCACCCGCACAUCACCCGCGGGCUGCAGCAGAUCUUCGGCAGCAGCCACGUGGGCGCUUUUGCGAAUCUCGUCAAGGAUAUCCGCAAGCGGCUGCUGGCUCUCAACGAGAAAAUCGGAGUUGCGCCUUUGGAAGACCCCACGGCGCCCGCGGAGGCCCCCGAGGCGCCGCCCGAGGAGGAGUUCGCAGUCGACGACGACGACUGA
Eimeria necatrix is the source of this 3963-nucleotide messenger RNA. RefSeq names its product serine/threonine protein phosphatase, putative. Gene Ontology annotation, molecular function: transcription cis-regulatory region binding; hydrolase activity. NCBI's taxonomy places the organism in Eukaryota, Apicomplexa, Conoidasida, Eucoccidiorida, Eimeriidae. Gene Ontology annotation, cellular component: nucleus. Bases 1 to 3963 code for a protein of 1320 amino acids. Gene Ontology annotation, biological process: regulation of transcription by RNA polymerase II. The transcript has a single exon. The record is from RefSeq and is a predicted model, not a curated record.